Messenger RNA from Penicillium longicatenatum, 825 nucleotides. Its product is annotated as SDR family NAD(P)-dependent oxidoreductase. The coding region runs from base 1 to 825 and encodes 274 amino acids. The record is from RefSeq and is a predicted model, not a curated record. The transcript is spliced from 4 exons. Gene Ontology annotation, molecular function: oxidoreductase activity. NCBI's taxonomy places the organism in Eukaryota, Fungi, Ascomycota, Eurotiomycetes, Eurotiales, Aspergillaceae.
AUGGCAAUUGACGGAGUCGCCUUAAUCACUGGUGCGGGGAGCGGCAUAGGGCGAGACUGUUCCCUCGCAUUCGCCAUCGAGGGAGCUCGGGGUAUCAUCUUUGCAGAUAUAGAUCUGACAGCGGCACUGGAGGCCCUAGAGGAAAGUAAGGCCCAGGCCACCAACGCGGCUUAUCGUGGUAUUGCGGUGCGGGUCGAUAUCUCCGAUGAAGAAAGCGUCCAGCACAUGGUAGAUACCGCACGGGAUGAGUUUGGCGGCAUCGACUACAGUAUCAACAGCGCCGGAGUCGGAGUUCAGCAAGUUCGACCCGUCUCAGAGACCUGCAUGGCAGAGUUUGAUAGGUUGAUGUCCAUCAAUGUCAGAGGCACCAUGUUAUGCGUGCGCGCGGUCAGCGAGGCUAUGAAGGUACAGCCACUCCGCGUUGUGGAGGGACGGACCGGGCCUCGCGGCUUGGGCCGGGGGGCCAUUGUCAAUAUCGCGUCGGCUAACGCUGUUGUCGCCUUUCCUGGAAUCGUACAAUACACAGCUGCAAAACAUGCUGUACUUGGUAUUACGAAAACUGCCGCUCUCGACAACGCCCCUCACGGCAUUCGGGUGAAUGCGGUAUGUCCGUCGUGGGUAGAAACGCCCAUGAUCGACAAAGCAUUCGCCGGAAGCCCGGAAGUGCUUUCGGCUUUAUCCAGCAGCAUUCCUGCUGGGCGCCUAGCCCGUACGGAGGAGAUCUCUGAUGUGAUCCUGUUCCUCAGUGGCCCGAAAGCCAGCUAUGUGACCGGGGUCGGGUGGCUUGUCGAUGGCGGAACAACUCUAGAGAUGAAACACGGAUAG